Molecule: messenger RNA, 1170 nt
Organism: Penicillium argentinense
Lineage: Eukaryota; Fungi; Ascomycota; Eurotiomycetes; Eurotiales; Aspergillaceae
Product: SOS response-associated peptidase
Exons: 3
Coding region: 1-1170 (389 amino acids)
Biological process (GO): DNA damage response
Molecular function (GO): single-stranded DNA binding
Source: RefSeq, a predicted model, not a curated record
AUGUGUGGGCGCUAUGCUCUGGGUGUGCGCCUAGCGUACAUGCGACAGCAGCUAGAGGACAUGGGCAUGCCCGUCGAUGAGGCGCCAGAAGAUGAAGAUGUUCGCGAAACAUACAAUUUCGCUCCAGGAAACUUCGGGGCCGUCUACCGAGCCGACGUCCCUGACGAGAGGCAUGGCCAGCACAAAGCGCCGGUGGAGGAACAGAAUGAAGAACAUCAAGCGCCAAAGAAAGACCAAGACUCAAAUGAUCAGCCAAAUGAUGGACGUACCAAAUUCAAGAUACAAAGUAUGAAAUGGGGUCUCAUUCCCUUCUGGACUAAGCGGGCACCAGACUACGGCUCCAUGAUGCGCACGAUCAACUGUCGGGACGACUCAUUAAUUGAAGAUCGCGGCAUGUGGACCUCCAUGAAACGGCGUAAGCGUUGCAUUAUUGUCUGUCAGGGCUUCUAUGAAUGGCUGAAGAAGGGACCGGGCGGCAAGGAGAAGGUCCCUCACUUUAUCAAACGGAAGGACGGAGACUUGAUGUGCUUUGCAGGGCUGUGGGACUGCGUUCAAUAUGAGGGCUCGGAGGAGAAACUCUACACUUAUACUAUCAUCACAACCUCUUCGAACUCAUAUCUUAAAUUUCUCCACGACCGAAUGCCUGUUAUUCUCGAUCCUUCAUCUGAUGAAAUGAAAAAAUGGCUUGAUCCUAAGCGAACGACAUGGUCAAAGGAGUUGCAAUCUAUUCUGAAGCCAUAUGAAGGAGACUUGGAGUGCUACCCAGUUUCGAAGGAGGUUGGCAAAGUCGGAAACAACUCUCCCGAAUUUCUUGUUCCGGUCAACAGCAAGGAAAACAAACAAAAUAUCGCCAAUUUCUUUUCCAACGCUACAAAGAAAGAAGAAAAGUCCACUUCUCCUGCUGAUGUCCCUCCGAAGAUUGAGACUGUCUCUCCGGGCACAGCGCUGAAAGAUGAGGGCGACGAAAAGAAAGUUGAACAUGGCGUCAAGAGAGAACACCCAGAAGAUAUGGAAGAUGAAAGCAAAAAAUUAAAGACGGAUCAAGGUUCAUUCUCGCGAUUACCACCGAAGCCGAAGACACGAAGUGCGACUCACAACACACCUACAAAAAAGUCGACAACUAAACCGCCCGAUGGGUCGCAAAGAAUCACCAAUUUUUUUAAGAGAUAA